Molecule: messenger RNA, 245 nt
Organism: Prorocentrum cordatum
Lineage: Eukaryota; Dinophyceae; Prorocentrales; Prorocentraceae
Source: the annotation of a GenBank genome assembly
GCGGCGGCACCCUCCCGGGCGGUGCGGCGGGCGCUGCGGCAUCCUCCCUCGGGGGCGCCCUCGGGGCGCUGCCUGGCGCGGGCGCGGGAGCGGGCGCGCCGCCGUCGGCCGUGCCGCCAUCUGCCGUGGGCCAAGGCGCCCAGGGCACCCUGCACCGCGCCUUCAACUACGCGGACAUCGCUGCGCACCUGGUGGCGCCGCCCACGGACCGGGAGCCCCAGGCCUGCCGGGAGGCGUGCAUGGCA